CCGGUGACAGGGAGGCUGCUGGGAUAAAGAUGGCAGCUUCCUUUUGUUUCUCCGCUCUGACUUCACUCUGAGGGGGACUUCACUUCCCUCCGCACCUACCCGGGUUUCCGUCGCUCUCCCGGGGCUUCACACCGACAGUCGACCGAGGAGAAGAUGGAGAAAAGCGCGAGCAUCGACAGUUUGGGCUCGAAACGCUCCUCGUCCCGUCAUCCGAGUGUUGAUUCAUUGUCCAGUACGUCCACUUCUCGCUCUGACCGCUCGGCCCAGUCCAAGCCGCCCUCUGCCAUGUCCUCGGACUCCGUGUCCACAUCUGCAGAGUUUUCCCCGGAGCUCAGGGUCAAACCCAAAACUCCUGCCAAGUGUUUCCAGCAGGUGCUUAGGGAUUCCGAAAAAGAGGAACCACAGUUACUUCCAAAUGAAACUGUGCAAGACAUGGCCCAAGACAUCACCUACUUCUGUCCCUUCACCGGAGCACUGAGGGGAACAGUGAUGGUUACUAACUACAGACUGUUUUUCAAAUGCAUUGAAAGGGAACCAGCGUUUGUGCUGGACCUGCCCCUCGGGGUGGUGAGUCGUGUGGAAAAGAUUGGAAGUGCUUCGAGCCGCGGUGACGUGUCCUAUGGCUUAGUUUGCAAGGAUGUGCGUAAUCUUCGAUUUGCACACAAACAGUUGGAGGACACACUCAGGAAGUCCAUUUUCGAAGUGCUGAUAAAAUAUGCGUUUCCCGUUUCCAACGGGCUGCAAAUCUUUGCCUUUGAUUAUGGACAAGUGUUUCCUGAAAACGGGUGGAAGGUAUAUGACGCCGUCUCGGAGUACAAAAGACAGGGUAUACCCAAUGAAAGCUGGAGGAUAACGAAGAUUAACGAACACUUCGAGCUGUGUGACACCUACCCAUCAACUCUCGCCGUGCCCGUCAACAUACCAGACGAAGAGGUGAAGAGAGUCGCUGCCUUCCGAGUGAAGUCCAGGAUACCUGUUUUAUCGUGGAUCCAUCCGGAGAGCCAAGCGACCGUGACGCGCUGCAGUCAGCCAAUGGUCGGGGUAACCGGGAAGCGCAGCAAGGAGGAUGAGAAAUACCUCCAGUCGAUCAUGGAUGCUAAUGCUCAGUCCCAUAAACUGUUCAUCUUUGAUGCCAGGCCCAGUGUCAACGCUGCCGCUAACAAGAUGAAAGGGGGCGGAUAUGAAAGUGAGGACGCUUAUCAGAAUGCAGAGCUGGUGUUCUUGGAUAUUCACAACAUCCACGUGAUGAGGGAGUCACUGCGCAAGUUGAAGGACGUGGUCUACCCCAACAUCGAGGACUCCCACUGGCUCUCCAAUCUGGAGUCCACUCACUGGCUCGAGCACAUCAAGCUGAUUCUGGCCGGAGCGCUGCGGAUUGCAGAUAAGGUGGAGUCUGGGAAAACAUCAGUGGUGGUCCACUGCAGCGACGGCUGGGACCGCACAGCCCAGCUCACCUCCCUGGCCAUGCUCAUGCUGGACGGCUACUACCGCACCAUUCGCGGCUUCGAAGUGCUGCUGGAGAAAGAGUGGCUGAGCUUUGGUCACCGCUUCCAGCUGAGAAUCGGUCAUGGCGAUAAAAACCACACAGACGCAGACCGGUCACCUGUUUUCAUUCAGUUCAUUGACUGCGUCUGGCAGCUGACGCGUCAGUUCCCUGCAGCUUUUGAGUUUAAUGAAUACUUCCUGGUCACCAUUCUGGAUCACCUGUACAGCUGCCUGUUUGGGACAUUCUUGUGUAACAGUGAACAGCAGAGGGUGAAGGAGGAGGUUCCCAGAAGGACGGUGUCUCUGUGGUCUUAUAUCAACAGCCAGCUGGAGGAGUUCACCAAUCCUCUGUAUGUGAACUACUCCAACCAUGUGCUGUUCCCUGUAGUCAGCCUGCGCCAUCUGGAGCUUUGGGUUGGCUACUACAUACGCUGGAACCCUCGUAUGAGACCUCAGGAGCCUGUUCAUCAGCGCUACAAGGAGCUGCUGGCGAAGCGUGCCGAGCUGCAGAAGAGGGUGGACGAGCUUCAGAGAGAGGUGACCAACCGUUCCGCCUCCUCUUCCUCUGAGCGGGCGGGCUCCCCCACACGCUCCAUCACUCCAGUGCAGACUUUUGUUUGACACAACUUGACCCUCAUGAAGCUGAGUCCCACUAGUAAGAAGGCCUCACCUGGCGCGUUGAUGUACUAUCACCAAACAGUCUGCUGAAGCGGAUGACUGUGCUUGCGUCUCAUAGAGGUUCUGUAGAAUCUGCCUGCAACAGAAGAGAGUCUGUCUCAGACCACUUGACCACAGCCAUAAUGUUCUCAUCCUCUGGGGCGAGAGGAAAUGUAACAAGAAUAUCGGAGACUGUUCCGCGCAUUAAACUGACUACAAUCAGGGUUGAUCAUAUUUAAAGGACACUAAAAUAUUACUCUGUUUUAAACAAGCCUGCCUUAUACAUUUCAUAACAACACUCGCGUUGCUCCUCUACAAUGCAAAUAUUUGCAGUAGAUGAUUUGUUGAGCUUAAGCAAUGUGGACAUGUAAAAUGCUGCAAAUAUCACCUAAAAUGCGUGGAAGUUGUUAAAUACUGACUUUAAAAUGUAGCUUAAGGGCUGUAAUCCUAGGUCUAAUUUUAAAAAGAGUCAUAGAGCGCAUAAAAAAACAUUGAUGGUUUCUCUUCGGAGUCGGUGCUUUUAGAUUGUUGUGACCAAAUAUCUGUUUUUUUUAUAUAUAUAGUUCCUGUGUCAAACAGUUAAUUACAUUCCUGUCAUUGAGUUUUGUAAGUUUCAUCAACUAGUCAGCACUAUUUAUUCUCCUUUAGUUCAGACUUUGUAUUUAUAGCUCACAAACACACAUGUCAUCAAUUCUUAUGAGAUCUUCCCAUCUAAAUGUGAAUAAGCUGCACCCAACAGUUCAUCGAUCAGUCCCAGUUAACAAGCAUCGACUCACACUUGUGAUCAUUUUCGCCAAAUGCUUUUUAAAACUAUUAUCAAAUGUCAUGUUUAUUUUUUAAUAAGUAGCCAAAAUUGUAACGACUGAUAAUUUGCUCUGGGUAUUUUUAAGUAUAUUAAUCUUAAUGAUGAUCUGUGCCUUGCUCUGGAUGAUUGGGAAAAUGAGAGAGUAGAACGGUUGAACGCUAAAUACAAUGUUAGCCUGCUUUUCCACUGUGUAUGUGAAUACUUGCAAUAAACACAUGACUCAGCUCA
Platichthys flesus (European flounder) is the source of this 3175-nucleotide messenger RNA. RefSeq names its product myotubularin related protein 2 (gene mtmr2). Gene Ontology annotation, biological process: dephosphorylation. The transcript has 16 exons. The record is from RefSeq and is a predicted model, not a curated record. NCBI's taxonomy places the organism in Eukaryota, Metazoa, Chordata, Actinopteri, Pleuronectiformes, Pleuronectidae. The coding region runs from base 154 to 2106 and encodes 650 amino acids. Gene Ontology annotation, molecular function: phosphatidylinositol-3,5-bisphosphate 3-phosphatase activity.